Cuscuta campestris is the source of this 1226-nucleotide messenger RNA. The record is from the annotation of a GenBank genome assembly. NCBI's taxonomy places the organism in Eukaryota, Viridiplantae, Streptophyta, Magnoliopsida, Solanales, Convolvulaceae.
AUUUGAAAUCCCCCAAUAAAUCUUCUCGUCUUCUUCCUAUCUCUACCAAUAAGAAGAAGCCAAGAAAGUUGAGUUCUUGCCACCGUUUCCGAUUCACCGGAAACCAUGAAAAACACCCCAACAACGCCGACAACAUCCUCGAAUUCGUCAUCUACCACCGUGGAAUCUGAGGCCAGAGAGAGCUGUUAUUUCCCGGGAUGUAGGAAAGACGCCAACUGCAACUGCCGCAUAUGCAUCGCCAGCAUGAGCGCCGCCUUCGAUUUGAUGACGGAAAACGUCCAGAGAAGCACUCUCACUAAGAUCUCCGCCGUGAAACGCCGCCACCUCCCGAGAAGCCCUGUUCGGUUCAACUCUUCCAGCUUUUCAACCCCCGAUUCCUGUUCGGGUAAAUCCGGGUCCUUUUCCUUGGAAUUGGACUCGGGUUCCGGGUUGAGAGUUCAUGAUACAAAGAAGAUGAAGGAGAAGAGUUUAGGGUUUGGGGUUCUGAUGAUGAGGCUUCUGUUUGGAUUGGGAUUGGUUCUCUGGUUUGAAUUUGGGGUUUCUCCGAUGCUUUUUGGGAUUUUGGGUCCUGAACUUUCGCCCGAAUUCGUUACGAAUCUGGGAGAAAAAUCUCUGGGCUUUAAUGAUUUCAAGGAAAGAUUGAAUUUUUUAAAGAGUGAAAUGCAAAGCUUGGUUGAGGAAGAGGUAUCAAAUUGCAGCUCUGCUAAUUCCAUGUGGAAGGUUGAUCAGGAGGGGUUGAUUUUGAAUUCAAGAUGUACCUUGUACAAGUCCCUCACUGAGGAAGUGGCCAUUUGGGGAUGGCCACUUCAGACUGCUGGAUUUCUCACUGCAGCAUAUUGCUCAAGAUCUUUCACUCUCUUAUCAGGAAGAUUGACAGAGUGGAAGAAUGGAGAAAUGGGGUAUUCGAUUCGAAGCGUUAACAGUUCGUGGACACAAGGAAGAUGGAGUUCAUCAGCAGUUCAGCUAGAUCCCAACACAUGGGUUCUGGAAUACAGUGAGUUCCCUAUAAGGGAAAAUACAAAACUGGUUUCUGCAUUUCUUGAAUUUCUCAAGUUCAAGAUUGCAAAAGUGUUGAAAAGGUUAGAAAGAAAGUUUUGGCUUUCAUCUCUUGUCACGCGUAGCCAUGUCCAUGAUCUCGGAGCACGGAGUUUCAGAGUCCCAACUUAGGCCUCGUUUUCAUACUUAGUCCCUAAUUAUAAGACAUUUCAUAAAAAGUCCUAAAUAUC